GUAUUAAAUUCAAUANAGUUAAUAAAUAAUGGGCACAAAACAACGUUCGCUAAUUUUGGAAGAAGUAUUAAAACAAGAUGUGAUAUGGACGAAAAAAUUGGUUACGUUUGUCUUCCAAUAUAUUCCGUUUGUAAAACUACGUCGGUAUUGCAAAAGUUUAGAAAUCUCAUGCAAUGGCAUCGCUUGGUUGACCAGUUGGUUGGCUUUUAUUUGGAUUGCGGACAGCAAAUCACUCUACCAAAUGCAGUUAAAUCUACUCUUUGGCCUAAUUUUUGAUAUAAUAGUAAUUGCCGUGUUGAAAGCUAUAUUCCGACGUAGGCGACCCUCAGUGUGUUCGGAUAUGCUUACUUUGGGACCUGACAAGUUUAGUUUUCCUUCUGGGCAUGCGUCCAGGUCAGCAUUCAUCCUCAUGUUUUUCGUCGUGCUAAACCCUGUCUGGGAAAUACUAUGGAUACCUAUUGUUUCGUGGACGUUGAGUGUGUGUUUGUCGAGGGUAUUACUCAGCCGUCACUACAUAUUGGAUGUUGUUGGAGGAAUGACGGUUGGAGUUGUGGAGGCGCUUUUCAUUGGACUUUUAUGGAUUAGUGAAAAUACGGCAUCAAAUAUUAUCAACUAUGUAACCAACGAUUAUUUGCCUGCAGACGAGGUUUAAUCUCUUUCAUUUUGUUAAAAUACCCCAGUAAUGCAUAUUUGUUAAAAUUUUAAAUUUACCAAGAGAAUAGUAAAAAGCCAACAAAAAUGCAUUUUAAAGAAAAAAAAUUACCGUGGCUGACUCGCUGAUGUGUAAACAAAAUAAGACACCACAUAUUUGUGAUAUGCGCUUACACCUAAGAUUUUUUAUCACACCUAUUAAAAAAUACCGAUAAGUA
Molecule: messenger RNA, 869 nt
Organism: Rhagoletis zephyria (snowberry fruit fly)
Lineage: Eukaryota; Metazoa; Arthropoda; Insecta; Diptera; Tephritidae
Product: phospholipid phosphatase 6
Molecular function (GO): sphingosine-1-phosphate phosphatase activity
Source: RefSeq, a predicted model, not a curated record